CCUCUCCAUCCUCUCUCUCUCUCUCUCUCUCUCUCAAAACAAAAGACAGAAUCUCUCAAAUUUUCAUCAGCAAGCAUCAGAUGGCUCUGCAAGCUCUCAACUCGCCAACACACGCCGGAUCGUCUCCUUUCCAGCUCGAGACCAAGACCUCGAGCUUCAGCUAUGUCGAGCCGUGGACCAAACGCAAGCGUUCCAAGCGUCCACGCCUCGACACCCCUCAUACCGAGGAGGAGUACCUCGCUCUCUGCCUCAUCAUGCUCGCCCGCGGUAAUAGAGAUGGAGACCUCGCCGCUACCACAGCCACUAAAGCAACAGCCUCCGCUGCCUCACACCAGAUCAUCACUCAAUCCCCUUCUAUGGAGCUCUCCACGUCAACAGCGCCGCCGGCUAACCUGAGCUACAAGUGCUCUGUUUGCGACAAGAGCUUCUCUUCUUACCAGGCCCUCGGAGGACACAAGGCCAGCCACCGAAAAGGCUCUGCUGCCGGAUCGGCCGUCGAGGGCCCGUCCACGUCCUCAAACACCACAAACUCCGCCACCACCACCGCCAUCCCUUCGGGAAGGUCCCACGAGUGCUCCAUAUGCCACAAGUCUUUCCCCACCGGUCAAGCCUUGGGCGGCCACAAGCGCUGCCACUACGAUGGCGGCGCCGCAGGAUCCACCGCUACCACAAGCGCUAUAACUUCCUCUGAGGGAGUCGGGUCAACUUCUCACGCGGUCAGCCACGGCCACCCCCGAGAGACGUUUGACCUGAACCUGCCGGCGCUGCCCGAGUUCUCCCGCGACUUCUUCGUCUCCGGUGAGGAGGAGGUGGAGAGCCCCCACCCGACGAACAAGCCCAGGCUUCUGCUGAUAGUGAAGCCCAAAAUGGAGAUUCCACAGGACCAACAAAAUUAGGACGACGAUUCAGACCGACUCUGCGAAUCAGUUCCCGUAGGCAUUAAAUUAGGACUUAAAUAUUUGAAUUAAUAUUCGGCGUGUAAUUUUCUUUAGUGGAUUUGGAUUAUUUUAUUCAUGUAUAAACAUGCUGUGGAAGUAAUUGGAAUA
Malus domestica (apple) is the source of this 1046-nucleotide messenger RNA. Its product is annotated as zinc finger protein ZAT10-like. The record is from RefSeq and is marked provisional. Gene Ontology annotation, biological process: regulation of DNA-templated transcription. Gene Ontology annotation, molecular function: DNA-binding transcription factor activity; transcription cis-regulatory region binding. Lineage: Eukaryota; Viridiplantae; Streptophyta; Magnoliopsida; Rosales; Rosaceae. Gene Ontology annotation, cellular component: nucleus.